This is a messenger RNA of Gamsiella multidivaricata, 480 nucleotides long. RefSeq lists its product as uncharacterized. Bases 1 to 480 code for a protein of 159 amino acids. Lineage: Eukaryota; Fungi; Mortierellomycota; Mortierellomycetes; Mortierellales; Mortierellaceae. The record is from RefSeq and is a predicted model, not a curated record. The transcript has 2 exons.
AUGUCCAAGAAGAGGCACCAUCUCAGCGAGCGCCAGCUCCUCAUACAGGAGUACGAGCGCGGCUUCCUUCAAGCCUACCAAGGCUACAUCCAGGGACUCGAGCUCCGUUCCGAAUCGCUACCAUACAUACCCUGGGCAUAUGGAGCGCGUCUUUGCAGGCAAUCAUUUAUGCUGCGACGCAUCCAGGAACUUGAACAAGAAAAGCAGGAACUUAGACGCGAGAUGCGAGUCCUCAAGGACCAACUGAGCGCGAGCGAAAGAGCGGCGAUUAAGCUGCAGCUGGGUCAUUGCAACGAGAAGGAAGAGGUGCGGAACAAAUUUGCCCAAGAAAAAGAAGAGAUGUGGAACAAAUUUGCCAACGAAAAAGAAGUGCUUGUGCGUAUGAGUACAAUACAACACCAGAUUGUUAUGUGCGAGCUGGCGGCUACAAAGAAGGAGCUCGAACUGAGGGUUGCGCUUCUAAUGAAAGAGUCCAAGUAG